Messenger RNA from Daphnia pulex (common water flea), 14546 nucleotides. It is a transcript of the gene kst, whose product is annotated as spectrin beta chain, non-erythrocytic 1-like. Lineage: Eukaryota; Metazoa; Arthropoda; Branchiopoda; Diplostraca; Daphniidae. Gene Ontology annotation, biological process: actin cytoskeleton organization. Gene Ontology annotation, cellular component: plasma membrane; cortical actin cytoskeleton; cell projection. Gene Ontology annotation, molecular function: actin filament binding; phospholipid binding. The record is from RefSeq and is a predicted model, not a curated record. The coding region runs from base 1071 to 13736 and encodes 4221 amino acids. The transcript has 46 exons.
GGGCAGCCCUUUUGGCCAGGUAAGAAAAAACAUGUGCGGCUUUCGGCUCUGGCUGCCGAGGUAUUUCACUAUGCCAGAUAAGGUCUUCUGGUAGUAUACACAGGUGGGCCGCCAAGAGGGAAAGAGAGAGGCGGUGCUGAGUAGGAAAAAAGCCCAGGAAAGGCGACGACGACGAGUCCACCAAGUCUAUUUUCAUUUGCCAGUCUCCGACGACGAGUGUUGUCAAAAGUCUCGUGUUUUCUUCCUCGUGGAUUAUUAAAUAACGUUGACGUGGCACGAAUCAGGUAUCUAACUGUGUACGUAAUACAUCGAAAGACACACAUUUUGUGUGUGUGUGUGUUGGCAUCCGAUUUCCCUCCCAAAUAGAAAGAAAAAGUUUCGUGUGUGUGUCUGUGCGAGUGUGCGAUCAAUUUACAUGGCUGGAGGCGGUGAUGGCAAAAGGCGCGCAAGAGGUCGCUGACUUCGCUUCUUCUGCUGCUUUUUGGCUGCCGUUCUUGUUGCAGCAGUCGAGCCGAGUUUGUUACUUCUCCGACGGCGGCCGUGUGGUGGUCGUGCCCUGUUGUGUUGUCUCGAUCGAAUAAGUGGCCUCUUUUUUCUCUUGUCUGUUGUGUGCAGUGGCUUUUGAACUCGAAUAAAACCAGAGACCCAAAGAAUCUGAGAGAAAACAAAACAAACGCAACGAUUGUGUUUAUUGUUCGUUGCUGCCUUGUUAUUGUGGAUUAUGCCGGAAAAAUUCUACAACCAGAUAUAACAAGGAUGGCGAUAAGAGCGGGACCGACGGCCGCGGUCAAACUACACGGUGUAACACUGUGAAAUAGUUGCCUUAGAAGCAGAAGAGCAGCCGGACCGAUAGGAAACGCUAAUCAACACGGCCGGCGCGAGAGAGAUUCGUCUCCCAAACGGACCAAUUAAUUGAAGUAGAAAAGAGAAACGAGACCACCCGCCUUGUGUCGUGGCGGUUUGCGAGAAAGAGAGUGACAACGAAAGAACACAAAACAAAAACGGACUGGAAUAUUUGUAAGUGUUUGUUUGUUUAGCCGGACUGACGUGGUGCGUAGUCCCGGCCAGCGAUGACCAUGUCGCAACGUGAAGAUGUGCUCAAAUUCGAGCAGGGCCGCAUCAAAGUGUUGCAGGAAGAGCGGCUCCACAUCCAAAAGAAGACCUUCACCAAAUGGAUGAACUCCUUCUUGACCAAGGCUCGUAUGGAGGUGGAAGACCUGUUUGUGGACCUUGCCGACGGCAAGAAACUCCUCAAGCUCUUGGAGAUCAUCUCGGGCGAGAAACUGGCCAAGCCCAACAAUGGCAAGAUGCGAGUACACAAGAUCGAAAACGUCAACAAAAGCUUGGCAUUUCUCCACACCAAAGUGCGCCUGGAGAGUAUUGGCGCUGAAGACAUUGUCGAUGGCAAUCCCCGGCUCAUUCUGGGUCUCAUGUGGACCAUCAUUCUACGAUUUCAGAUCCAGGAGAUUGAAAUCGAAGUGGACGAGGAAAAUGAAAGUUCAGAAAAGAAAUCCGCCAAGGAUGCGCUGCUGUUGUGGUGUCAGCGCAAGACGGGCGGCUAUCAGUACGUCAACAUUCAGGAUUUCUCCGGGUCCUGGCGCAACGGAAUGGGAUUCAACGCUUUGAUUCAUUCCCACCGACCGGACAUCAUCGAUUACAGCCGGCUGGACCCCAACGACCACGUUGGGAAUCUCCAGUACGCGUUCGACGUGGCGGAACGCGAGUUGGGCAUCGCUCCGCUUCUCGACGCCGAGGAUGUUGACGUGUCUCGACCGGAUGAGAAAUCCGUCAUCACCUACGUGGCUUCCUACUAUCACACCUUCGCCCGGAUGACCAAAGAACAAAAGGGCGGCAGGAGGAUAGCCAAUAUUGUCGGUCAAAUGAUGGAAGCCGAUCGACUGAAAGAGAAUUACUGCCAGCUGAGUAGUGACCUGUUGGAAUGGAUCCAGCACAAGCUGGUGCAGCUGGACGACCGCCAGUUCCCCAACAGGAUCGAAGGUAUCCAGGGUCAACUCCUGGACUUUAAGCAGUACCGCACCGUGGAGAAACCUCCAAAGUACAAGGAGCGAAGUGAAAUCGAGGCCCUCUUUUUCGCCACCAAUACGCAGCUGGCCACUCUGCGGCAGCCCAGCUUCAUCCCGCCCGAAGGCGUCAGCCUCUACGCCCUGCAAAAGGCGUGGGACGCUCUGGAGAAAGCCGAGCACAGACGUGAGGUGGCCUUGCGCAACGAAUUGCUCAGACUGGAACGGCUGGAACAGCUGGCGUACAAAUUCGAACGAAAAGGAUUACUGAGAGAUGGAUAUCUCAAAGAGAUGAUACAAGUCCUGUCGGACCCACGCUACGGCAGCAAUCUGACGCAAGUCGAAGCCACGGUCAAGAAACACGAAGCCAUUUGCGCCGACAUUCUAUCCAGGAAAGAGCGGUUCCAUCAUCUGACGAGCAUGGCCGCCGAACUGGAGAAGGAGAAUUACCGAGGCAAAGACCAAAUCAACAAACGUGAAAGGGAAAUUCUAACACGAUGGGACGAGCUGUUGGUUCUGCUGGAACGGCACAGACUGGCCUUGCAAUCGGCCAGCCAGCUCAUGUCGGUCAUGAGAGACCUGGACACGGUGGCUUCCACCAUCCGAGAUCUUGAGGAAAACUUCAAAUCGGAGGAUGUCGGGCGCCACUUGCUGGCCGCCGAAGACCUGACGCAACAGCAUCACGUUUUCGAGUCGCAAAUCGCCGCCCUGGGUGACAACAUCCAGCGCCUCAACCGUCAGACGCAGCAGAUCCUCCAGGGAGCCGACACUGCGGCCGUCCAGCGUGAAGGGCCCACCUUGAAAAUCAAAAUCGACGACUUGAACAAAGAUUACGACAGAGUCAAGAAGCAAGCGAAAGCUCGACGUGGGCGGCUGGAAGACGCCAAAGCUCUCUUCCAGCUGUGGGAGGAUCACGAAGAAGAAGAGGCUUGGCUGGUCGAAAAGAAACGCAUCUGUCAAACGGGUAUUGUCGCCAAAGAUUUGAGGGCCUUGAUUAGCCUCCAGCAAAAGCACAAGGCGUUGGAAGACGAACUGAAGGCGCGAUGGAACAAGGCGGAGAAAUUGUGCGAAGCCGGCAGAGAAUUGAUGGCCGCCGGACAUCCGCAAUCCAACGAAAUCGCCGCCUACAUCGACAGUCUGCAGAAACACUGGAAGGAGUUGCGGGUGUUGGCCGAGCAACGAAAAUCGCGACUGGAAGAGGCGGCCGAAGCUUAUCAGUUUUACGCGGAUGCCAACGAAACGGAAUCAUGGCUCAGGGAAAAGAUGCCGUUGGUCCGCUCGACCGAUUGCGGCGAGGACGGACCUGGUGCCCAGGCUCUUUUGGCUCGCCACCGAGAUCUCCAGGGUCAAAUCCGGGCCUACGAAGGCGACAUCCAGAGUCUCAACAGCCAGGCCGAUCGUCUGGUGGCCAGCGGCGUCACAUCGCUGGCCAUCGGCAAUUCCAAGCAGCAGGGCCUGGAGAACGGCUCGGCCAGGGGAGAGCCGGACGGCGAAUGGGGAGAAGAGAUCCGCAUGAUUCCGGAAGAAUACUCUGAAGAAGAGUCCUGCGAACGGACCGAGUACCGGACAGUGACCGAAGAGCGUUUGGUACCCCAAGUCAAGGCCAUCUACGCCUUUGAAGGACAGGGCAUGACGAUGACUAAAGGGGAGGUGUUUUUCCUCUUGAACAAGACCAACGACGAUUGGUGGCAUGUGCGCAAAGGAUCGGGCAAGGACGGAUUCGUUCCAGCCAACUACGUCAAAGAGAUCGAAGGCAAGCGGAUCCCCGUCCAGGUUCGGCAACCUUUCACCGUCAAGGAUGUCAGGCGGAUCAAGAAAACGCGCAUGACCAAGAAAACGGUUCCCAUCCGGAAACCGAAACCUCCACCAAAAGCGGCCGCCACGGAAGUCGAGUCAGUGUCGCAACGAAAAAAGAACAUCAACGAAUCGUAUGAUGAAGUUGUUCGACUGGCCAAGAAACGACACACGGACCUGGAGAAUGCGAUCCUGCUCUUUGCUUUCAACGGCGAGUGCGACGACUUCGACAAGUGGCUGCAGGAGAAGGCCAAGCAGCUCAACGCCGACAACCGUGGCGACACGGUCGACGCGGCCAAGCGGAAAUUCGAGCAAAUCGUGACGGACUUAUCAGCAAGUCGCAGCCGGUUGGAUGAGAUUGACCGACGCGCUGACGAGCUGCUGGCCGUCAAAGCCGCUGCGCCGGCCAACAUUCGCGCCCGAGUCAAGAGCAUUCACGACCGGUCGGAUUCCAUCAACAAACUACGCCAGGCCAAAGAGCGUAGCCUUCAGGGGGCCAACAGCGUGGAGCUGUUCCACCGGACGUGCGACGAAGCCACUGAAUGGAUGGAAGAGAAAAUCACCAAAUUGGACACGGAAGAACUGGGUCGAGAUUUACAAUCGGUUCAGGCCCUCCAGCGUCGGCACCAGAACCUGGAACGUGAACUGGCUCCGCUGGAGGAAAGAGUCAACCGAAUUAAUCACUUGUCGGCUUCGGUCACGGCCUCCUACCCGGAAGAAAAGCGGGCGGUUCAUACGCGCCAAAAGGAAGUCCAGGAACUCUGGGAACAAGUCAAGAACAAAGCUGUCGACCGCAGAUCCCGUCUCGAACAGGCCGUCGGCCAACAGCUUUUCCUCAAGGAAGCCAAAAGUUUGUUGACCUGGGUGGCUGACGUGAAAGACAAUCUGAAUGCCGGUGAAGCCGCUCGUGAUGUGGCCACGGCCGAAUUAUUUUUGAAGAACCACCAAGACCUUUGUGAUGACAUUCGAGCCCACCAAGACGAUUUUGAUUCGUUGGCCGGGCUGGCCAGCAAACUACCCAACAACAAGGAGGUUAGAGAAAAGGCCCAGCAGUUGGACGAGGAACGUAGGGCUCUGCAGCGAGGCUGGCAGCAGAAGGACGACUUCCUUCGGCAGACGUUUGACUUGCAGAUUUUCAACAAGGAGGCGGAUCAAAUCGAUGCCGCCUCUUCAUCGCAUGAGGCCUUCCUCGAAUUUUUCGACUUGGGCUCGUCGCUGGAUGACGUGGAAGCUCUUCAGAAGCGGCACGAGGACUUUGAGAACUCGCUGGCCGCCCAGGAUGAACGACUCAAAAUGUUUAGCGAAGCGGCCGACAAGCUCAUCACUGCCAAACAUUACGAUAGCAAAAACAUCAACGAGCGACGGAAUAACGUCGUCAACCGACGAGAGAAUGUUAAAAAUGUCUCGGCCAAACGAAAAGACGCCCUGGGAGCUUCCCACACAUUCCAGGAAUUCGUGGCUUCGAUCGACGAUUUGCGGUCAUGGAUGGCCGAUAAAAACCGCACUGUUCAAGAUGAAUCCUACAGGGACCUGACUAAUUUGGAAAGAAAGUUGCAAAAGCACGAAGCUUUUGAACUGGAAUUGCGUGCCAACGAAGGCCAAUUGCGGUCCAUUAAUAAGACUGGGCAAAGUAUGACGAGCAAGAACCAUUACAGGAAGCAGGACAUUGAUCAGAUGCUGGACGCCAUGAACGACCAAUGGGACGCCCUUGUGGCAGCUUCGCUCGACAAGGGUCGCAAGCUCCGACAGGCCUCCAACCAAGUGGCUCACAACAAGACGCUGGAAGAUGCCAAGAGUAAACUUGACGAAUUGAACUCUGAAAUCAAUCAGAGCGACGUCGGCAAUGACCUUCGCAGCUGCCGCGAACGACUCAAGAAGCAGCAGGUGCUGGAGAACGACGUCAACUCGUUGGAUCUCAAGAUCAACGAUUUGGUUCAGGCCGGAGAGGAGAUGGCCCAGGACGGGCAUUUCGAUGCCGAUGGUAUCCUCAGCCAAGGACAGAGAUACAAGAAACGACUUGAAGCAUUUAAAGAUCCGCUAAAGAGGAGGAGAAGUAAACUGGAGGAGUCGUUGCGAUUUCACACGUUCAAUUUUGAAAUGGACAAUGAAUUGCAAUGGAUCAAGGAAAGGGAACCAGCGGCCCGCUCCGAAACUCUCGGUCAAGAUUUGCACACUGCCCAGUCUUUGGAUAAGAAACACAAGAAGCUGGAAGGAGAAUUGACCGGACACCAGCCGGCGAUCGACAACACUCUAGAAGUUGGAGAGAAAUUGGAAAAAGAGGAUCAUCCGCAAAAGGAUGAGAUCGAAAAGAAAUGCCAAGAACUGCGUUCGUCGUGGGAUAAUCUGCGCGAACUUGUCGUCCAGCGCCGGAAGAAAUUGGACCUUUCACUCAAGGCCCAGCAGUUCUUCUUCGAAUCGUCGGAGGUGGAGAGCUGGAUGGCCGAGAAGACGGAACUCCUCAACUCCCAAGACGUUGGAAAAGACGAAGAUGCCGCCAUCAAGCUCCUCACGAAGCACAAGGCCCUGGAACUAGAAUUGGACACCUACAGCGGCCUCAUCAACGAAAUGGGCAACAUGGCCCAAGCCAUGGUAUCGAACAAUCACCCCGACAGCAAAGUCAUCACCCAGCGCCAGCAUUUACUCUCUCAGGGCAUGAAAAACCUGCAGAAAUUGGCAUCCCAUCGAAGACAGCGCCUGGUCGACUCGGUCAGUCGGCACGAGUACCUCCGCGAAGCCGAGAGCAUCCUGGCCUGGAUCAACGAACACAUGAUCACGGCCUCUUCGGAGGACUACGGACAGGACUACGAACAUUUAUUGAUAUUGAUUAACAAAUUCGAAGACUUUAAAUUGCGGAUUGCCGCCGGAUCUGAACGUUUCGGCCAGUGUGACGCCAUCGCCAAACGCCUAAUAGCCAGUGAGAACCCGUAUGCUGCCGAAUUCCCUGCUAAACAAGAAGAAUUACGUUUGGUAUCCCCAAAGAAGGAACAGAGCUGGGCCCGCAUCAGCGAACAAGUCGGCCAGAAACACCGCGUCCUUAGCGACGAGUGGUCAAAAUUGCUGGAAACGGUCGAACUCCGGGACGAGAAACUAGUAGCCGCCGGAGAAAUCCACCGCUUCAACCGGGAUGUAGCCGAAUCGCUCUCUCGCAUCCAGGAGAAGUACGUGGCCAUUCCGGACGAUCUUGGCCGCGACCUGAAUUCAGUUUUGGGUCUUAUUCGACGUCACGAAAACUUUGAAACAGAUUUAGUAGCGCUUGAAGCCCAACUUCAAAUCCUGGUGGAUGAUUCGGCCAAAUUACAAGUGGCAUACCCAGGCGGCAAUGCUGAUCACAUCCGAGCUCAACAAGCUUUGGUGAUUGAAUCGUGGAACACGCUGCAGGAGCGAAUGGCGCGACGGAAGGAAGAGCUGCAAGACAGCUGUGCUUUUCAACGCUUCCUCACCACCGUCCGCGACCUGGUCACGUGGUCUUCCGGACUGGUGGCCAUCAUGUCUUCCACGGAGAAGGUCCACGACGCCAACGAGGCCCAGGCUUUGCGUGCCGAACACGACCGGCUGAAAGGCGAAAUCGAAGCCAGAGAAGAUGUGUUCAGCUCGGCCGUCCAGGCCGGCGAAACCAUGAUCCAGGAGGAACAUUACUCCGCCGCAGAAAUCAAAGACAGACUCAUUCAGCUACUUCAGGAGCGUGAGAAGCUCCACGCCGUCUGGCAGCAGAGGAAGAUCCAUUUGGAUCAGCUAUUGGAUCUUCAGUUUUUCAGUCGUGAUGCCAAGCAGAUUGAAUCCACCUGCAACACCCAGGAAGCCGCUCUCCUGGGAACGGAUCUUGGCUCGACAGCCGAGGAAGUCAUGGCCCAGUUCAAGAAACACGAAGCCUUCGACAAGUUGGUGCAAGCGCAGGACGAACGAUUGGCGUUGCUGAUGGAGCACGGCGACAAACUGAUUGGCCAAAACCAUUUCGAGAGUCAGUGGAUCAUGAAGCGUGUUGCUGAAGUGACGGUGCGGCGCAACCGUGUCAAGGAACUCAGCAACAGUCGUCGCAAUCGUCUCCGAGAUGCUCUUCUCUAUGCCAAGUUUGUCCGUGAUGUAUCGGAAGCAGACGAUUGGAUUGAAGAACGCCAGAAACAGCUGGAUGUUGAAGCUGCCCUCGGAGAGGUUACCUCACUAGAGGACAAGGCCAAGAGGUUACAGAAACACCAAGCGUUCCAGGCUGAAGUCAGUGCUCACCAGGGUCGACUGAACGAAAUCAAACAAACGGGCGAAACACUGAUCUCUAAAAGACACGAAGCCUCACCCGACAUCCACCGUCAACUCGAAAAUCUUUUACAACGAUGGAAGCAAUUGCUGGCCGCCUCGAAUCUGUUGGGUCGCGGCCUGGAAGAGGCUCAAGACAUUCUCGAUUUCAACACCCAGUUGGAGAAGGCGAUGGCCUGGAUUGCCGACAAGGAGUUGAUGGUCCAACAAGGAGACUUGGGUCGCGACUACGAACAUUGCCAGGCCUUGCAGCGGAAGCUGGACGAUGUCGAUUCAGACAUGAGAUUCGACGACUCUCGCAUCAAAGCCAUCAAUGCCCUGGGCGAUAAGCUAGUGCGCCAAGGUCGCAGCGAUGCUCCAGCGGUCCAGCAGAAACGAGAUGCGCUGAAUCAGCGCUGGCGGGCAAUGCAGGGCGCUCUGGAUGAAUACCGGCAAGAUUUAGCCGGUGCCUUAGAGAUCCACGCGUUCAACCGAGACGUCGAUGAUACCGAAGGUCGUGUGACGGAGAAAACAAUUCUUCUGAGCGCAGGCGAUGAAGGCAAAGAUCUGCCUCAGGUCGAAUCGCUUCAAAGGCGACAGGAGGCAGUGGAGCGUGACCUGACGGCCAUCGAAGGCAAACUGAAGGAGCACGACGCUGAAGCUCGCAAAUUAACUGCCAAGUACGCUGACAUGUCAGCUACCAUCCGAGCCAAGUUGACGACAGCCCAGGACAACUGGAGGAAGUUGACUUCAACUGCCGCUGCCCGUCGUCAAAGCCUGGCUUCAGCCUACACCUUCCACAAAUUCAAAGCUGACCUACGGGAACUAGAAGCCUGGGUCCAGGACAUGAACAACAAAAUGGAGGCCACCGUCCUGGCCAACAAUUCAACAGACGCCCAAGCAGCCCUGCAAUUACACCAGGAGCGCAAAGCUGAAAUCGAUGGCCGGCAGAACAAUUUUUCGGCUCUCAAAGAUCACGGCCGGCGCUUGGUUCAACAACAGCACCCCUCCAAAGACGAAAUUGGCACUUGCCUAUCUGAACUGGAGGAACUGAGAAGGACCUUGGCCGCAACGUGGGAAGAGCGUAAAGUUCUACUGAGCCAAUGCCAGCAGCUCUGCCACUUUGACGAGCUCGUCGAUCAGGCUGAAGCUACACUGGCUAAGCAGGAGGCUUUCCUUAAUAACGAUGAUCUGGGAGACUCUUUGGCCGGCGUCCAAAUGCUGGUGCGAAAGCACGAAGCUUUCGAGAAGACGAUGGUGGCCCAAGGCUCACGUUUCGAAGAGCUGGAAAGGUUCGCCGCUGAAUUACUGGCCAACCAGCAUUACAACGCUGGUGGAAUUCAAAAACAAUUAGACGAGGCCUUGGGCAGGCGCGACCGCGUCCGUGAAGCAUCUCAUCAACGUCGCAAGCGACUGGAAGAGUCGAAAGAACUCCACAUUUUCUUGCGAAACAUUCACGAGGUCGAAGGAUGGAUAUCAGAAAAACUGCAAGUGGCAUCCGACGAAGCCUACCGAGACCCGACGAAUCUGCAAAGCAAAUUACAAAAGCAGGCUGCCUUCGAGGGUGAGUUGCAGGCCAACCGAGGUCGGGUGUCUCAGGUGACAGGUGAAGGUGAACAACUGAUGGCCGCUGGACACUUUGCUUCCAUGGAAAUUCAAUCGCAGUUGGACACGCUCGAUACGCAUUGGCGACAGUUAUUAGACGCCUCACAGCUGCGCCGAGAUCGAUUACAAGACGCUUACCAAGCGCUGCUCUUCAGUCGAAGUUUGGACGACAUCGACGGAUGGAUGGACGAGGUUGAACAGCAACUCCAGUCGGAAGAUCAUGGCCGUGAUCUCACAACCGUCCAGCAUCUGCUCAAGAAACACCAGACGCUUGAGGUGGACAUUCACGCACAUGCUGACGCCGUCCAAUCGGUUAAAGAGGCUGCCAUUUCGUUCCACGAAGCCGAGCACUUCCAGGCCGUCGAGAUCAACGAGCGAUCGCAGGUUAUCAUCAAGCGCUACCAGUCGUUGCACGAGCCUGUUCAAAUCCGGCGAGACAACUUGGAGGAUGCCUUACUCCUCUACCAGUUCUUGCGUGAUGUGGAAGAUGAAUUGUCGUGGAUCCGGGAGAAACAUCCUGUUGCCGCCUCAACUGAGUUGGGUACAUCUCUAUCCUCUGUGCAAACACUGCAAAAGAAGCACCAAGCCCUAGAAGCUGAACUUCAAUCUCACGAGCCGGUCAUUGCCACCGUAGUAUCUCGUGGGCAACAAAUGAUCAAAAGCAAUCACUUUGCAAUCCAUCAGGUGGAGCAAAGCUUGCAGCAGCUUCAGUCGCAGUUGACGACACUGAAAGAUCAUGCCUCAAUUCGUCGGUUGCGUCUACUGGAUGCCGUCGAAUCGCAAAUGUUUUAUUCGGAAGCGAUCGAGGCCGAGACCUGGAUCCGUGAAAAGCGGCAGCAGUUGUCCAAUCCUGACGUCGGAAAAGACGAAGAUUCCAUCAUCGGCUUGUUGAAGAAACUUGACGUGAUUCAGCGAGAUGUAAGCGGCUUUAACGCCAAUAUGGGCCGUUUGGCUAAACUUAGCCGAGGUCUUGUGGAGCGCGGUCACUUUGACGCCCCCAAUAUCGAAAGCAAGAUGGGCUCAGUGGACCAGCAAUACGAACAGCUCAAACAGUUGGCAGAGACCCGUCAGAAGAAUUUGGAUGACAACCACAAGAUUCACAAGUUCUUGCGCGAAGCGGACGAAGUAGCUGACUGGAUCAACGAACAAAUGGCGAUGGCUGCAUCGGAAGACUACGGCCGUGACGUUGAGCAUGUUGAAAUCCUCAUUCAAAAGUUCGAGAGCUUCCUCAGCACUCUGAAUGCCAGCCAAGAUCGAAUCGAGUUGCUCAAAACGGCUGCCAAAGCCUCCAUGGACGAUCCCAAGAUCGACUCUGGCAAGAUCCGUGCUAAAGUCGAUGAAGUCAACCAGCUUUGGGAUGACUUGAACGAAUUGUCACAUGCCCGCCAGGACGCUUUGUCCGGAGCUAAACUAGUCCACGUUUUCGACCGCAAUGCUGACGAAACAGUUACAUGGAUCACAGAAAAAGAGGCGGCCCUUUACAGCGAAGACUACGGUCAGGACCUUGAAGGUGUCCAGGCUCUUCUUCGCAAACACGCCGGAUUCGAACACGAUUUGGCUGCCGUGAAAGAACAGGUCGACGCUGUCAUUAAUGAAGCCCAGAAAUUGGCUGGUCUUUUCCCCGAUGCUCGUGAACACAUUGCCAUUCGCCACGGAGAGACUCUUCGUGCCUGGCACGAUCUUCUCGAAAACGGAGCUCAAAGGAAAGAUAAACUGCAGCAAGCAGAAACGUUGCAAGCUUACUUUGACGACUACCGCGACUUGAUGGCCUGGUUCAGCGAAAUGAUUGCCAAAAUCACAGCUCCUGAAUUGGCUCGGGAAUGCGCUAGCGCUGCUUUGCAGUUGGCCGGCCAUCGUGAAUACCAGACAGAAAUUGAAGCCCGCAAGGAGCCGUUUGAUCGUUUCGUUCACAUGGGCGAAGCGCUGAUAGGCAAAGGCCACUUUAUGGCUGAGGAGAUCCAAGAUAAAGUCAUGACAUUAACUCAGCGGCGUCAUCAACUCCUAGAGACGUGGCAACGUCGUGAGGAAAUCUAUCUGCGGAACAUGGACGCGCUACUCUUCGAGCGUGACGCUUCCCAACUUGAAUCGUGGUUGGAGUCGCGUGAGAAGAUUCUAGCGCACGAAGAACUUGGCUCGUCCAUCUCCGAAGUGGAAGAACUCAUUCGCCGUCACGAGGAUUUCACCAAGACCCUCGAUGCCCAGGAUCAGAAAGCCGAAGCAUUGAAAAGAAUUACCUUGUUGGAAAAGGCGUUCCAGCAUCUGCGCAAGCUGGAAGAAGAGACGCGUAAGGCCGAAGCUCAGCGUCGCGAGCAAGACCGGUUGGAGGCGGCCAAGCGAAAGGAAAUGCAGCGCAUCACAAACGAACGGAGACAAGAAGAACAGCAGAGACGUCGAACUCAGGAGAUCAAACUGACGCGAGAGGAGCUGGAUCGCCUCCCUUUGAACAUGAACGGCGCCGCCAGCGGCUCUGGACCGAAUUCUGUUUCAGGAGGAUCAGAGCGCUUCCAGGGAUCCAUUGAAGGAUCACCCAGAAUUCAACCGAGAAUUAAUGUGACGUCAGCUGAGAGUAGUCCCAGUGGCAAAAUGGACCCGAGCUUGACGCCCGACAGACUACGUGGCAUCGUUGUCGGCGGAGUCAAACGGGCCGAGAGUAUGCGUGUGACAGCACCGACAGGUCCGUCUUCACUGUCGGCGGCCGACGCUUCACGUCUCAAACGGAAUCCGAGCUUCACAACCCGCAAGAGAACCAGCAGUCUCCGCAAAGUCAAACGGAUGGAUAAUCCCGAAGACUUGGCUCCUGUCGAGAUGGGUGGCUUCCUUGAUCGCAAGCACGAACAGCAAAGUGGCGGGAAAAGGGCGGCCAUUCGCUCCUGGAAAUCUUAUUACACAGUUUUGUGCGGACAACUGCUGUGCUUCUUCAAAGAGCAAGAAGAUUUUGCCGAAAGCAAAGCGGCCGCCUCUCCACUCAACCUUUACCAGGCGGUGUGCGAACGUGCCAGCAAUUAUACGAAGCGCAAGAACGUCUUCAGGUUGCGCACGUCUGACGGAGCCGAGUUCCUUUUCUCAGCCGAAGAUCAACAGCACCUGGACGAUUGGGUCAAGAAGAUCUCCUUCCACGCUUCCUUGUCUCCGGCUCAGCAACUGAUGAGUUACGACACUUACCAGGCUAAGUCUUCUCUGUCCGUCAAUCCUCCUGCUUCCUCGUUGGUUACUCCAACCAAAAGUAAAACCCCGGCCAAAGAAGUCAAACGGAAUUUGAGCUCGAUCGCCUCCAUGGAAGCCAAAGCGGAUACGGAGGAGGACUUCCACAGCGCGGAUUCAGGUUCUGACUCGGAUUCGUACCAGAAAAGAUCCCCUGAUGCCAAAGGUCCUAAAUCCAACAAAUCGAGUCCAUCUGCUCCUGCUCCUCCUAAGAAGCGUCAGGAGAGCCAAGCGGCUCUUGUUGAACCAACGGUACAGGCCGCGCCACCCGUCUUGCCGCGCACCUCAGCUCCAUCGCGUCAACCAUCCGGUGACGAAGUCUGGAUCAAAGUGAACAACGCAGCUUACGCAGAAGUAGUUGACUUCCCUCCGUUGCCUCGUUCAGCCCCGCCUCCUUUACCUCCGUCCCGUCCGCCCGUGCCCCCAAGGGGGGCCUCGCAGCCUGUGCAUCACCACCACCACCACCAGCAACAAGUUCGCCAGAUGUCUAGUAUGCAUAUUGUAGCUGAGGAAUGGCAGGAUUCGUCCUCGUAUUAUGCUAGCUCUGCUGUAGCUUAUGGAUCAGGGUCGAACAGCCGCGCAUCGUUGUCUAGUCAAGUAGACGGCCGCUCGGCUGGAUCUAGUUCGUCCUACCUUGCUCCCAGUUCGACAGGAAGUCUGCAGCAUCAGCAUUAUCAGCAAUACGCGCAACAACCACAUCACCAUCAGCAGUCUCAGCACUUACAGCAGCGGCCGGUUUCGGCGGGCGACAUCCGCAGCGACACUUCUUCGGAGAGCGACGCACCGGCCACUCCAUCACCGCGUGAAGAAAAGAAAGAUGAAAGAGAAAAGAGGAGAUCCGUUUUGGGCGGAAUCUUCCGGCGUAAGGGUAAAGGCACGCAUGUUUAAGGAAGAAGAAAACAGUUAGACGACCAAUGAAACCAUCACCGCCUUAUUAACACCUUGCAACUCGACCAGCAUUCCGAAUAUUUUUUUUUCCAUUCCAAUUUUGCGUUUCCAUUCCGCAUAGACGGUCGUGAUCGUGUUUAAAGCGGCCGCUUCUAAAAAUCAAACAUUUCAGAAAGUUGGUGUUCGAAAAACAAGUCGUCUCUUUUGUUGUUCUUUCACUGACACAGAAUCCAGCGAAGUAAUACGAGUGUUAUUAUUAGUUCAUAGAGAUGUUUUUUGUUUGUUAUAAUUUUGAACCCAGUAGUUUACAUAACAGUUGCAUCAGCAAUCGUACCUUGUUAUAACUUGACGGCAGCCGUACGUUUUUGAUUGUGCAGCUCAUGGAAAAUGACCACUCGGAUUUUUGAUUUGGAAAAAAAUCAACGAAACAACAACGCAUUUUUGUGUUAUGUUUAAGGACACGAACGAACGAAUGGACGAGUUUCCAAAGAAGUUGUAAUUGUUCAUGUAAUAGUGUGUCAGAGUGGUAGUUCAAAAGUGAGGCAUUUCGAUUGUUUUUGUUUUCAAACCGGGUUUAUCCUUCGCUAAUUUGAAUUUAUACCGUUGAUAUCAAACAAAAUUUAUCAAUUAUUCCAAUAAUAUUAUCCAUAACUUGGUCCUUUCCCAUGCGUGUCAGUGAGGGUCUAAUAUGAUUUAGUGUGGGGCAUUUACUAUAUUUGAGUUCUAUCUAAAAUUGCAUUUUGAGUGAGUGCCUUGACUGAUUUAUUCUUGUUGUUCCUGCUGUCUUGAAAUAUAUAUAUAUAGCCUGUA